AUGGCAACUAGUCUAAUAAAUAAAAAUAGUUCAAUCGAAGAUAAAAUACGAGAAUUCCAAGCCGGAAUAGAUUAUGUUUUUGAAGAGGAAAAAUAUCAUGCCCCACAAACAGUCGGAGAAAAAAAGCACGGCACAAUGGAUAUCAGAGGAUACACACAAAAAUCCUACAAAAUAUUGUCACCUGAAUUAAAAAAACUCCUGCGGGAAAUUUUAACCAAAAAAGCCGCCAUCCUCAUGUCCUUUGACUUCAAAGGGGAAGGAACAGUUAACGAACAUUUUCGUAAUGACAAGCCUAACAAUUAUUAUUGUCAAACUGACGACGAAUUUGGUUAUCAAAUUGUUUUACGAGAUGAAAGAGAAGACCAGCCGGCACAACUUUCCAUUUGA
Messenger RNA from Ambispora gerdemannii, 387 nucleotides. NCBI's taxonomy places the organism in Eukaryota, Fungi, Glomeromycota, Glomeromycetes, Archaeosporales, Ambisporaceae. The record is from the annotation of a GenBank genome assembly.